This is a messenger RNA of Trametes versicolor FP-101664 SS1, 1578 nucleotides long. RefSeq lists its product as uncharacterized. The coding region runs from base 1 to 1578 and encodes 525 amino acids. The record is from RefSeq and is a predicted model, not a curated record. Lineage: Eukaryota; Fungi; Basidiomycota; Agaricomycetes; Polyporales; Polyporaceae. The transcript has 3 exons.
AUGCUCAUGUCCAAACUCGAGCCCACACCCUGCGACUACUCUCGUCUGCCUCCAGAGCUAUGGGGCCUUGUCAUUGAGCGAAUGCUAAGGACGGACCAACGGAGCUGUCUCUCGGUCUCGGCAGCGUUCCGUGCAUUGGCGCGCCCCCUUGUCUUCUCCCGCAUAGUCAUUCACGUCGGAUUAUGGCGUACACAAGAGCUGAAUUGGCACGGACACACCGAAUCCGAGCUCCAGCUUAUCAAAUGGCGGAACAUCGCAGCUACAGAGAUACUGCAAUACAUCGCACGCGACGCGCAGUUUGCGUGGUUGGUGAAGACGCUGUCCGUCCUCACCUAUCAGCGGGGCCCCGAUGGACAGAGCGACCCGGAUUUUACUGGUAGCUUUCUCGCUGCUUUGUAUGAUAUUGUGACGUCUGAUCACAUCCCGCAAGCUCACAUAGUUGGCGCACUGGAAUCUCUUCCGCACCUUCGGUCUUUCCAAUGGUACGGCUUCAGACCUCCUCUCUCAUCCUCAAUCCUCGAUACGCUAGUGAGAACCACCGGAUCGUCGCUCACUGAACUAGACAUCUCUGGCGUCGUCGGGCUGAUGGAGGACGCGUCGCCGUAUCUAGCGCAGUUCAAGAACCUCCAAACGCUAUCGUUGGCAGGCAACUCCAACCACUUUCCCAUAUCUACCGGGUACGGGGGAGACUCCGAGGCCAUACUUACAACCUGUGCUCAACACGUGCCUGACAACCUCCGCCACCUUUCCUUAUGGCGGGACGCGGUCUGGGCGACCCCGUUACGCGCUUUUUCUGGGCUGCACGAGCUGUCCGUGAUGAACCCGCGCAGCCUGGACAGGCUCGGUGUUCUCUUCGCGCGCUGCACGCAGCUACGAUCUCUUGCCAUAACAGCCGGCGGCGCUAAUUGCGAGUCGGAGGUGCUCGCGGUGCUGCAAGCAGCACCGGACGCGCUCCCGCAUCUCACGAUGUUCAAGCUCGUCCUCUGGGGGGAAGCGUUUGUCACCGACCCGAGCGCGUUCAUCGCGUUCUUCCAAAAUAAGAAGGGCAUGCGACAGCUCGAUCUAAGCCUCAACUACUCGUUUGCUCUCGAUGACAUGGACACGUAUACGCGGUUCCUCGACGUGUUUGCACGCCUUCCGCAGCUUGAGGUUGUGGGACUAGAGCUGCAGGGCGAAGGGUUCUAUAGCGAACAUAUGCGGCUGCUUGACGAGCGGCUCCCGCUUGGCCUCACGGGGCUACUCUUGAAAUGGUCCUUCCCUUCUGUCGAAGCCACCCUCGUUGAGCAGAAUUGGGCCAACAUGCUGAAGAAACGACCUUCGCUGCGCUACUUCCACGUCCUCGACCGCGUGCAGAAUUUGGACCUACGCGACCAGCUGCUGCAGGACCACUGGUGGGAUUUGAGGCUCGUGGGGUAUGGCGCGCAGAUUCGUAGCAUCGAGCGCGACCAGGCAACCGGCGAGUCGGUGUAUGGGCCGCCGUGGUCGGAUGCGGCGAUUGCUUUUGAGCUCGCGGAGGACUUUGGGUGCAAAGACUGGGUCUGGCUGCUGCAGUACCAUGAUUGGGACAAGUUGAGAUGA